Scheffersomyces coipomensis is the source of this 1812-nucleotide messenger RNA. RefSeq names its product DNA-directed RNA polymerase III subunit. Gene Ontology annotation, cellular component: RNA polymerase III complex. The record is from RefSeq and is a predicted model, not a curated record. NCBI's taxonomy places the organism in Eukaryota, Fungi, Ascomycota, Pichiomycetes, Serinales, Debaryomycetaceae. The coding region runs from base 1 to 1812 and encodes 603 amino acids. Gene Ontology annotation, biological process: DNA-templated transcription. Gene Ontology annotation, molecular function: single-stranded DNA binding. The transcript has a single exon.
AUGGAAGGGGUCAUUCCAGAGUCAUAUAAAACUCAGUCUCCAAAGUCAUAUUUGUAUACUACGAUUGCCAAAAAUCAUUUGGGAGAGGUUGCAGCCAUUGUUAUCUCGUGUUUGAUCUCUCAUGGAAGAUUAACUUCUAGAGAAAUUGGUCAUAAAACAAAACUUCCUAUAAAAGUUGUCAAGUCAGCUUUAGUUUCAUUGGUUCAAUUACAAUGUGUAUAUUAUUGGAAAGAUGAUAAUUCUUCACAACUGCAUUACAAUUUCAAUGAAAACGGGAUUUUAAACUUUUUACAUAGUGGUGAAAUCAUCAAUCAUAUAAAAACUAUUUAUGGUGAUGACUAUGCUGAGAUAAUUCAAAAUGUUUUAGUUAAUGGACAUAUCAAAAUAUCAGAUUACAUGAAGAAUAUUGAAGAUGAGCAAACGAAAUUGGAUACAGAAACUAUCUUCUUGAGAUUAUUCACUGAUAAAUGGUUGGCAAGAUUACAAUUAUUUGAUUUUCAUCCUUUUGCUGAUAUUUGGAAUAACAUAUUUCAAGACAUAUUGAAAAAGACUCCAAGAUCUGCCACUACAUCUGAAAUCAAACGUGUGACUGAAGCCAAAGAAAAAACAAAGGUUGCAUUUACAAAUUUGUUAGAAGGGGGGCAAACUGCCAAAGAAUUAUAUAUCACAACUGAUGGAUAUAAACGAUUGAACCCUAAUUUAAUUGUCAGAUUCAAUUUAUCAAGAUUUAAGAAGCAUAUAAGAUCAGAAGCAUUAGCUAAUUUAGCCAAAUCUCGUGUUGGUGUAUUAUCAGCCAAGAUAUAUGAAAUUGCCUUAGGUUUAGUGGAACAAGAAAGUCCUGAUAUCAAACAUCCAUUUUUACAGAUUAGUGGAUUAAUUAAUGAUCCAGAUGAAGAGAAAUUCUUUAUUAAUUCAAUUGAAAAUAAAUUAGUGGAAGAUAAAAAGAUCGUUUUCACUGUAAGAGAACUUCAGCGUUCAUUGCCAGCUGAUUUAGAUCUUAGAAAUUCUAUAUUAACUCAUAAUUUCCUUAAACCCAAUCUUUCUAAAAAGAGAGUAGCAACUAAUGAAUCUCCAGAAUCUCCUAAUAAAAAGAUCAAACUUGAAAAUGGUGAUGAUGAUGAUGAUGACUUAAUAGCUAUCUUCAAUGCUAAGAAUAGUGAAACAAUUGAAGAUGAUAACUCUGAUUUCCAUUCCAUAUCAUUAAUCCAACAUCAUCUUAAAUUAUUAUCAAAUGGAUCCAGCAUCCAAUUCUUAAUUGAAACUACUCCUGGUACAUUCACCAUACCCUAUACUGCAUUAAUCAAGUCAUUACAACAAUAUAAUUUUGAAACUUUGAUAAAAACCACUUUGGGAGUUAAUUCAUUCCGAGUUUUAAGAUGUCUUAAAUCACAAAAGAUUGGUGAUGAAAAAUCAUUAGCCAAUGCUGUAUUAUUAAAAGAGAAAACAGUUAGAAAUGAAGUUUAUAAAUUAUUUAAAGCUAAUUUGGUUGAAAUUCAAGAAGUUCCAAGAAGUGCUGAUAGAGCUGCUUCUAAAACUUUCUUUUUAUUCAGACAUAAAGAAAUUGUUAGUUAUAAUUUUCUUAACAAUGCUUUAAUAUUUUCUAUGGCUGAAAUUCUAACUAAUAUUCAAAAUUUCAAAGAGGAUCAUAAGAUUUUAUUGGAAAAAUGUGAAAGAGAAGAUGUUAAAGGUCAUGAAGAUGAAUUAUUAUUGGAAUCUGAAUUGAAAACUUUAAAGAAUUUGCAAACAAGGGAAAUUCAAAAUAUUGGAAGAUUUUAUAGGAUAAAAUCAUUAUUUGAAAUUUAUUCUUUAUAG